Molecule: messenger RNA, 627 nt
Organism: Aspergillus vadensis CBS 113365
Lineage: Eukaryota; Fungi; Ascomycota; Eurotiomycetes; Eurotiales; Aspergillaceae
Exons: 2
Coding region: 111-383 (90 amino acids)
Source: RefSeq, a predicted model, not a curated record
CGAUGUCCGAAUAGCGAAUGAUGACAUCACCGACACGUCGACGCAAAUAUAUAGAGAACGCUGCGAUCGCUUGAACACUGUUGGUCACGCAAUGAGAGCGUGUCGUCAAUAUGCCUGAUCAAAACCUACAGACCACCAAAUCCCAAGCCGAGCGCCGUCAUUCGCGGCUCCCCCCAGAACUGCAGCGCCUUGUGGACGAGGAAGAAGACUACCUGUCUGCAUGCGGGGACUUUGAGAAUUCUUGGACGUCCACACGCCCCAAGGAAGAAGCCGCAAAGGCCGCUAGCAACGGACCUAGCAGUGUGGAUGCAGGACGGCAGCAACAGAAUGACGGAACCAUGCAAAAUAUGCUCUUAAGCUUCCGAGAAACAGAAGAAGAAUAGGUACCUUCGUAUGAGCGGGGUCCGGGCAUACGCUAGGCAUUUCCUCUUUCGUAUUUCUCACUGUUUGUUCGUACGGCUCCCCUCGACCGUAUAUUCAACUAGGUUCUCGACCAACUAACACUGCCGGAGUACCUAUGGUAGUCUUCUAUCAUCCAUGAUAACACUUUAAAUCUACAAGGGCCGAGUGCCUUGCUUCGGAUCCUGUUAGAAUUGUCACGAAACAAAGCAGGUCAACAUUCCGCGC